CUUUUCUUGAUGAUUUUAAGUUUCAUCCCAGGUCAAAUUCAAAUGGAUUCGGUGACAACCUGCGAAAAAGGUUGGGUCACCUACCAAAAAAGUUGCUAUUAUUUUUCAACAUCCAUGGUUAUAUUUAGAGAGGCAAUGUCGGCAUGUUAUCUGUUGGGCGCAGAAAUGUUGGAACUUCAAAACGCAAUGGAAGAAAAAUGGCUUGAUAACCAGGUCCGAUUACGAGGUCAUUCGCCUCAGAUCUGGCUUGGCGCAAGUGAUGUUCAACAAGAAGGAAAGUUUAUAUCGGUUUCAAAGGCUGAGGAACUUCAUUACAGCCACUGGUUAAAGGGGCAACCAGAUAACGCCGGCGGAGCAGAAAACUGUGCUACAUAUUGGGUUUCUUAUAAAGCGAUGAAUGAUGCACCAUGUAACUACAAGUAUAAUUAUGUAUGCAAAAAAUGAAAAUU
Molecule: messenger RNA, 449 nt
Organism: Saccostrea echinata
Lineage: Eukaryota; Metazoa; Mollusca; Bivalvia; Ostreida; Ostreidae
Product: perlucin-like protein
Exons: 4
Coding region: 10-444 (144 amino acids)
Molecular function (GO): signaling receptor activity
Source: RefSeq, a predicted model, not a curated record